Molecule: messenger RNA, 2467 nt
Organism: Pelobates cultripes (western spadefoot toad)
Lineage: Eukaryota; Metazoa; Chordata; Amphibia; Anura; Pelobatidae
Source: the annotation of a GenBank genome assembly
GCUAUUAAACUUAUAGUCUCAGAAUUCCACAUUUUGCAAAACUGUGAUUCAAACACAGUAAACUUCUUUACGUUCCAAAAAUUAAAAUGCAAGUCAAGAAAUAUGAGGCUUUUUAUCAAUUGCAACUAAUAAGUGCAGCUAUUAUGAGUUAUUUAUCUUUAGUUGCAGUAAGUAAUUGUAUAGAAGUUAUACAAGAUAAAGGGAGAAAAUGUUUGGCAGUGGGUUGGUUUUAAUAUUGUUUCCCAUUUUUAUGUUCUAGUUUUUUUUUCAUAAUUAUUAUGUUAAGUAUACAAAUGGAAUAUCACAAGAAAGUCCAAUCUGUCCUUUAAUAGACAAUUUAUAGUACAUAUGGGUAGGUACUCUUAAAGAGAAAGUAGUACAUUUAUGGUGGGGGAAAUUGCCAAAAAAGCCCCUUUCACGAUUGUACAGCAUUUGGCAAAAGGCUAAGUAUCGAAUGGCUCAAAUUCAUUGUUUGGAAAAGUUUUUUUUAGCUUUUAGCAUUUAAAAAGAAGGGUGCUCGGUUACCGCCUUCACUGUUCCUUUUAAUUCGAUUUUUCUAUAAUGAGGAAAACCAUUAUCGGCUUUGACUUGCCGAAAUGACUCUGUAAUACGUAUGGCACAUAUAUGCAGUAUUUUCUGUGCUUCAUUUGGUCUAAUUUGCACACUCCAAGAUGGUUCAUGAAUGUAGGAAUGUAUUAACAAUAUGACUGCAACUAUUCACUAUUACUUUUUUGUUUUAGGUGGUAAAAUUGUGUCAUGUUUCCAAAGACUUUAUGAGUUCAGAAACUCAAUAUCACGUACGGCUCUUCUAUCAUAAUAUUAUGGAGAUAUUCCAGACGAAGGUCUGAAGACAUCCCUGUAAAUAAUGGAUGAGGAUUCAGUUUUAAACAGUCAUGUUAUACCUCGCCAAGAUAACUCAGCAGUAAUAAAAGCUCAUGAAAUAUCUCCUAGAGGGCAAGAUGAAAUUCAAGCUUCGCCACGGAAAUUAUUUAAUGAUUUGGAUCAUAAAUGUGUUAUUAGUGAGUCAUAUCUUGUUAAGUGUGAGAUAGGCGGCAUAACUAAUAGUUCAAAUUGUUCUGGCAAUGAUAAGUGUCUUGAAUCUACGCUUCUAAAACACCAAAACAAUCACACCAGAGAAAAAACAUUUGCAUGUUGUGAAUGUGGGAAAUCUUUUAAAAGAAAGUCAUGUCUUAUUGUACACAAAAGAAUUCACACAGGAGAGAAGCCAUUUAUAUGUUCUGAAUGUGGGAAAUGUUUUGCCGCAAAGUCAGCGCUCAGUAGACACAAGGGUAUUCACACAGGAGAAAAACUGUUUGCAUGCUCCAUAUGUGAGAAACGUUUCUCUCAAAAGUCACAACUGUGGGAACAUCAGAGAGCUCACCUGGGACAAAUAAAAUAUACAUGCUCUGAAUGUAAGAAAUGUUUUUCAGCAAAGCCAGCUCUUCGGCAACAUGAGAGGAUUCACACAGGAGAGAAACCUUUCCAGUGUUCUAAAUGUGGGAAAUGUUUUAGCCAGUAUGCACAUCUUCUUAUACAUCAGAGAAAUCACACUGGAGAGAAACCAUAUGCAUGUCAUAAAUGUGGUAAACGUUUUGCAGCAAAGUCAGCACUUGUUCGGCAUGAGAAAACUCAUACAGGAGAGAAAGCAUAUGAAUGUCCUGAAUGUGGGAAACAGUUUAUGGAAAAAUCUAGCCUUAUAAGCCAUGAGAAAACGCACAUGGGAGAGAAACCUUUUGCUUGUUCUGAAUGUGGGAAAUGUUUUGCUGCAAAGUCUGCAUUUAGUCGACAUGGGAAAACUCACACAGGAGAGAAGCCAUUUGCAUGUUCUGAGUGUGGGAAAUGUUUUGUCACAAAGUCAGAGCUUAGCAGACAUGAGCAAAUUCACCAGCGAGGAAAGCAAACUAUCUAGGAUUAACCCUUUCUACUGUAAACAUAGCAGUUUCUACCCAUGGGUUAAUCCAGCCUCCAGUGGCUGUCUCAUUGAUUUUCACAGUGAGAAGGCGCCAGCGUCCAUAGGAAAGCAUUGAGAAUGCUUUCCUAUGGACUGACUGAAUACGCGCGGCUCUUGCUGCGCAUGCACAUUCAGCCGAUGAUGGCGAAAAAGAGGAGGAGAGUUUCCCGCACCGAGGGAGCCUGGCUGAGGAAAGCAGUUAAGAUUUAACCUCUUCCACCCCCCUAGAGCCUGGCGGGAUGGGGUCCCUGAGGGUGGGGGGACCUAGAGAAUGUUUUCCUGGCACUAUAGUGGUCCUUUAAUACAGCACAUAUCUAAAACUGAUAAUAUCUUAUAUAUCUAUGCAUGUCUACUUCAUUGGUUAGUUCUCUGGUUGGACUUUAGUGCCAUGUCUUGUUUUAAAUAUGUCUUAUUAAAUUGAAUAAAGUGAAAUUAUGUUUCAGUCAUAUUGAGAAGUUGCUUACUUUCACAUAUGUGCAUUUAUUUUUUUGGUUUGUGCACUUACUCACUAAACAC